GCUUCUCUGCUCAAACUCCUCUCUCUCUCUCUCCCUCCUCCAUUUGUCUCUCUAACUUUGUGCUCGGCUAAUCCACUGAUCUCACCAUUUUCUUCCAAUCAACCGCCGUGGAUUUGCCGGCGGAGCUGUCCCGUAGUUCACCUGAGCUCCGAUGAGUAGCUGGAGGAAGUUUCCGGCAAUGUGUGCUGCUUCUCGCACUCUGGUUCUGCUGUUUCCCCUGCUUCUUCACUCGUUCGUGGUGCUGGUCUCUGGUCAGGGAUCUAACAAUACCUCCCCAUGGCAGACUCUCACUGGAGAUCCUCCUUUUGUUGUGGCUCGUGGUGGAUUUUCAGGGCUGUUUCCUGAUUCAAGCUCAAAUGCCUACAAUCUGGCAUUGAUGGUUAGUGUCCCUGAUGUGAUCUUAUGGUGUGAUGUGCAAUUAACUAAAGAUGGAGUUGGAAUUUGUCUCCCUGAUCUGUUGCUUGACAAUUGUACUAACGCUGCAAGCAUUCUGGGGGCGAACCUCUCCAAUGUCUAUCUUGUUAAUGGAGUUCGUACUGAGGGAUUGUUUACGGUCGAUUUCAAUGCCCAAGAUCUAGGGAAUGUUUCUGUUACUCAAGCUAUCUAUUCUCGAAGUAAUAAGUUUGAUGGCAAUGGGUUUCCAAUUCUCGCUCCCGAAGACGUAGCUAUGGAUUUCAAGCCAACAGGACUUUGGCUGAAUGUUCAGCAUGAUGCAUUCUUCACCCAACAAAAGCUGAACAUGAGGAACUUUGUCAUUUCUCUAUCCAAACGCAUCAUUAUUAAUUAUAUAUCAUCACCAGAGGUGGGAUUUCUUAGAAGUAUAGCUGCAAGGUUUAAUCCUCGCACAACAAAGUUGAUCUUUCGGGCUUUAGGGCCAAACGAUGUUGAGAUUACAACCAAUCAGACAUAUGGUUCUCUCUUAAACAAUCUCACCUUUAUCAAGACAUUUGCUUCUGGAAUUAUUGUUCCUAAGUUUUAUAUAUGGCCCAUUGGUAACGAUAAUUACUUACAGCCACAAACCUCUCUUGUUUCGGAUGCUCAUAAAGAACAGUUGGAAGUUUUUGCAUCAGAGUUCUAUAGUGACCUUCCAAUAAGCUACAACUACAGUUAUGAUCCAAUUACCGAGUACCUGUCUUACUUUGACAAUGGCCAAUUUUCAGUUGAUGGUGUGCUGACUGAUUUCCCUAUUACUCCAUCGGAAGCUAUCGAUUGUUUCGCUCACUUGGGUAAGGAUGCGAAAAGUCGAGUCAAGCCUUUGGUUAUUUCAAAAUUUGGAGCUAGUGGAGACUAUCCUGCUUGUACAGACUUGGCAUAUUCCCAUGCUAUUUCAGAUGGUGUAGAAGUGCUCGACUGUCCUGUUCAAAUUGCUAAGGAUGGAACACCAUUCUGCAUGAGCUCAAUUAAUCUUAUAGAUAGCACAACAAUAUUUCAAACACCAUUCAUUACUCGUUCAAAAAAAAUCCCCGCAAUUAAUCCUAAUGAUGGAAUAUUUGCUUUUGACUUAACAUGGGACGAGAUUCAAACCCUGACCCCGUCAAUAUUGAACCCCUUUUCAAGGUUCUUGUUGUUUCGAAAUCCAAGGUUCCGAAACAGUGGGAAAUUUCUAACGCUACCUGAUUUCUUGGCCUUGGCAAAGAAUGCAAGCACUCUUUCUGGUGUCUUGAUCAAAAUUGAGAAUGCAGCCUACCUAGCUGAGGAGCAGGGUUUUAGUGUAACUGAUGUGGUCUUAGAUUCCUUGAGCAAAGCUGGUUAUGAUAAUCAGACAGCCCUGAAAGUGAUGAUUGAAUCCCCAAAUAGUGCUGUUCUAAUAAAAUUUAAACAGGAAAAUAAAAAUUACGAGCUUGUUUAUGAUGUGGACGAGUCAAUUAGUAAUGUGCUUAAUUCAACUGUUGAGGACAUCAAGAAUUUUGCCGACUCUGUGGUUAUCAGCAAGACCUCUGUCUUUCCUGUGAAUCAGCUAUUUCUCACUGGAUCUACAAAUGUUGUGAAGAAGCUGAAAUCAUCUAAUCUCUCUGUAUAUGUGGAAUCCUUCAGCAAUGAGUUUGUCUCUCAAGCAUGGGAUUUCUUUUCAGAUGCAACAGUAGAGAUCAACUCAUAUGUUAUGGGAGCCAACAUCGAUGGAGUCAUCACCGACUUUCCAAAGACGUCUGCUAGAUAUAAAAAGAACCACUGUUUAAGUAUGAAACCAACACCUUCUUACAUGAGCCCUGUCGAACCUGGUAGUUUGUUGCAACUGGUUACUGCCGAGUACAUGCCUCCAAAGGUUGCUCCGAGCCCUGUUCUGGACGACAAAGACGUAGCUGAGCCACCAUUACCUCAGGUCGCGAGCAGAGCUCCGCCACCUGCUGCGGGAGGAGGUGGCUCUACAGCAGCACCUCCACCUACACGCAAUGGACAGCCCAAGCUUGGAGCUGGUACAGGCUUCUUCCUCUUGAACCUUGCCAUGCUUCUCAUUGCUCUUCUUCCAUUCUGAGAAAGAUAGCAGCGGGUGCUCGUGAUCGUCUCUACUGUAAAUCUCGGAUCCUUGUUGCUCUUUAGAACUGAACUUCAACUUGGUAGUCCAAAUUCUUUCGCGAAAUCGGUAUUUAAUUCUUUGAACUUUCCUGUCUGUAGGUAUGUUUUUAGUUGCUCCCCCCAUGUUGAAAACGUAUUCUUGAAAGAGGGUUCAUUCAUGAUGGAUUGACUGUGUAUUUGUAGCCAAAGCCAAUCUUUGCUCUUUUUGUCUGUUGUAAACUUUGUAAGUUUUUUUGCUUGUGAUU
This is a messenger RNA of Momordica charantia (bitter melon), 2759 nucleotides long. It is a transcript of the gene SVL1, whose product is annotated as SHV3-like 1. Gene Ontology annotation, molecular function: glycerophosphodiester phosphodiesterase activity. The record is from RefSeq and is a predicted model, not a curated record. Lineage: Eukaryota; Viridiplantae; Streptophyta; Magnoliopsida; Cucurbitales; Cucurbitaceae. Gene Ontology annotation, biological process: lipid metabolic process.